GAUAUAUCUAAGUGCAACCUGUUUCCAGAGUACGCAUUCUGUCUCUGUUAGUUCAACUGUGGUCACCACUCACCAGUCUACCAACCAUUGUAUAAUAACUACAAACAACCACGAAAGCAUCGGUAUUAUAUAGCAAUAUACAUCACUCACAUACAAAACAUACAUCAUGAAAUUCUCACACGAAGCACUCGUAUGUGUGUGCCUGAGCUUAAAUUUAGCCACUGUAGUGUCUGCUUGCGAUGUGGUUUUCUCGAUACUGUCAGAUACAAACAACGUCGUCGGCACAGAAGCUCUCAUAGCAACCACUGGGGUGGUCUCGGAUGAUGGCAGUGGCAUGCAAUUAUCCAAAUGCGUAUACUACUAUUUGCCGGACUUCACCGUAUUUGAGGCUGGUAUCGGAUACGACGGGUUCCCUACAUACGCUGGCACAGACAGACCAAAUAUCGAUUCAGGAGAAAGUUGCAACAUAACAUUUGACGACACUAUAGCCGCAGACUCGCCGUUCAGAACGGCAGGCUUUGUGACUGUUUCAGAUUACGAUAAUAUCUUAUUCGGCGGACUUCCUUUGUACUUCUACGAUGGGGAUAUAGGCGGCGUACGCCCUGAGUUGGAUGGCCACAAGUGUGUGGGGGUUCUACCCAGCACAUGGGCGAGUCUCGGUGUGGAUGCCUGGGGACAAACGCUCCCGGAUUACGUAACACCUGAACCAGACUAUCAGAAUAUGAUUGUAUUUGCCGACGGCGAUGUGACCUUUGAGUACACACUGUUGAACGAUACACUGCAGGCUAAGACUACCAUUGUGAACCAGGAAUGUGGCUGGAUUGGCACGGGCUUUGGGCCGGGAGGCAUGGUAGGGUCCAGUGCGGUGAUAGGCCAAAACUCGGCGAACGGUACUGUGGAAGAGUAUUUGCUGACUACGAAGAGUGCUGCUGGGGUAAGCCCCUCAUUGGUCAACUCUGUAACCAACGGGGUGUUUACUCCGGGAGUGAAUUCCACGCUCCGGUUUGAGAUUCCUGUGGAUUUCUGGGAGGGCGGUCUACUCCCGGACGAAGAUAAUUUCCUUAUUUGGGCAUGGGGAACGUCGGACUUCGUGUCUUAUCACGACAAGCGAGCGGUGGAAACUGUAUUUCUCAACCAAACCAUUGUUGUGGUGGAUAACACUACUGAUGUGAAUGAUACGGACAGUACCGUUACGGAAGAUACGGUGAUGUACGCAAACAACUACACCUUUACCAGCGCCCCGAUUAUACUAGAGUACAACUUUACGGCCGAUAGUUUCAUAGCACGCGCGACUCUCCCGGGUCAAGUCGGAUGGUUUGGUAUUGGGUUUGGUGAAGAAAUGGUAGGUAGCUCGGCUGUGAUUGGCCAGAUGUCCACCGACGCGGAGGUUCAAGAGUUCCUAUUGGAUGGUAAAAAUAGCGCAGGAGUGCAGCCCAUCGCAGUCAGUGGUGUGACUAAUGGCAGCUUCAGUACCGAUCUGGAUGCGACUGUGAUGGAGUUCACUAUACCGUUGCAGUUUGGCAGGGCGAAUAUCACGGCCAAUGCGACGAAUGCUAUGAUAUGGGCACUUGGUACAUCCGAGUUUGUGUCGUACCACCAGGCCAGGGGACAGGAGAGUGUGAUGCUGAUGUCAUCCGAGUAGAUGUGAACCAGGAGUCACUGUGAGAGCGGGGUUCCUAUUUAACAUUAUAUAUAUAUAUAUGUGUGUACAGGUAUAUGUAGAUAUAUGUGUAAUAUUUCUCAAAUUUCUAUAUGAGCGUAGCCGAACCGAGAGAUUUGGGGUGGCUGAUGUGAAUCAGAGGUUGUCUCAUACCACUAGGCGAGAGGAUGAGAGAGAUUAUGAUGCUGUUGGUAUCUAAGAAUAUGUAUAAAUAUAUAUAUUUAUAUAUAUAUACAGACCCACGUGCCCUAUCGAAGUGUGUGGAAGUGAAACCCUCUUCAUACCAAACUGUGAGGGCAGCUCAAAUCUGUAGUAUUAUUGCAGGUGCAAUGCAUACACCGUAGUAGGCAUUGGAUUACAUCUGGUAGUUUGAGUGCCAAUAUUCGAGGAAACACCCCCGGUUAAUUAGCAUGUCGUCUGACAACUAGACCCUUAGAGAUAGUAUAGAUCCGCUCUUGUAUCAUUGUGAGGGCCAGUUUGCUAUUGUCGCGUCAAGAGAGUUUGUUGUUAGUGUCAUCCGAGUGGAGAUGUACACAUGCAGCAAUGUGAAGGUACGGAUGGCACUGAAUUUUCGAUCUCUAGUAUGAUAUGCCGGCAAACACUAGACGGAUUAUUACCGUACGGACCCGACAAAUGUUUUUCAAUAAAAUAGACAACACGUCGUAGUUGUACUUGAUACAAUAAAUAUAUACUUGGAU
Messenger RNA from Sphaeroforma arctica JP610, 2358 nucleotides. RefSeq lists its product as hypothetical. Lineage: Eukaryota; Ichthyosporea; Ichthyophonida. The record is from RefSeq and is a predicted model, not a curated record. The transcript is spliced from 3 exons. Bases 167 to 1642 code for a protein of 491 amino acids.